AGAAAGGGGUCAUUUAUCGGGUGCCUGCUGUGUGCCAGGCGUGGCCCCACCGCGUUUAGGGACUCUUCAGGGCUCAUCCCGGCCGCCUGGUCUGCAGGGCCCUGGGCUCUGGCACUAAAGCUGUAAUCACUACGCGGGACGCCGGUCCCACUGGCUGCGCUUGCCUUUCUUCGGAGCAGGAAGGAGCGGUUCUAUCUCCCCGAGGCACAGCGGGGACAGGAGCCGGGGGAAUUCCCAAGGGGCUACACGGGGACGCAACUCUGUCCUUCCCCCAGGGACGCCUUCCCAACUGACCCACCCCAGCCCCCACCCUCCGGCUCAUCGUCCCUGGGACGCCCCCACCCGACCCGACGCCAGCAGAGCCUGAGGCGGUGGAGGCAAAGGGCACUGUCCCGACGAAGGUCGCAGGAGCCGGGCCCAGCCCCCUUCCCAGCUGUGACCGCUGGUCUGUGAGUGCGGGAGCUGGGCCCCUCCAGGAAGCUCCUGGGAAGUCGGGGUUGGGGUGGGGGCCAACUGGGACUGGCCCAUUGGAGGAGCGGAGGCCUGGGAGAAGCGUGGGAGAGCGACACAGAGAGACACAGCCAGCGACUGAGAGACACGCAGAGACAGGGAGAAACAGACGGAUCUUGAGAGUUCUGAUGAGAGAUACCCGCAGAGACAGUGAGGGAGACAUUCAUUCAUUCACUCACUCACUCAACGGGUACUUACUGGGCACCGACUGGGUCUCCGCAGUGCCCAUAGCAAAUGCAAAUCCCUGCUGCGUGGGGCUGAUGGUGGGGUGGAGACACAGACCAGAAACGCGUUAUAGGAGUAAAUCAUAUUGUCAGGAGAGAUGAAUGUGGGAGAGACGGGCAGGCGGAGCCAGGGGGCACACGAGCCAGAUCCUCCUUAUCUGGGGAGGGGGAGGUUCCUACCAGAAUCCAGCCAGCGCCCGCCCUUCCCCCUCUCUCCCCAAGCCGGGGGUGGGAGCCGGGAAAUGGGGAGGGGCCUGCACCCGCGAGCCGCCGGGACCUAUCCGCUAGGGGAGGGGACUGAGGCUACCGCCGUCCCCGCUGAAGACCUUCUAACCCUCGCUGCCGGAGUCCCUUCGGGUGCAGCCAGAGCGCAGUUGGAAGUCCCGCUGCUAGGCAAGCCGAGGCGAGGCGGGAGGUGCAGAGACUGUGUCUGUGUGAAGCCCCCAUCACAGCGAAUGUAACCCGUGUCUAGCCUUGGGUCGGGAGGCCCAUGGAGUCGGGGCUGCUGAGGCCAGCGCCAGUGAGCGAGGUCAUCGUCCUGCAUUACAACUACACCGGCAAGCUCCGCGGUGCGCGUUACCAGCCUGGAGCAGGGCUGCGCGCCGACGCCGUCGUGUGCCUGGCAGUGUGCGCACUCAUCGUGCUGGAGAACUUGGCGGUGCUGUUCGUGCUAGGGCGCCACCCGCGCUUCCAUGCGCCCAUGUUCCUGCUCCUGGGCAGCCUCACGUUGUCCGACCUGCUGGCCGGCGCGGCCUACGCAGCCAACAUCCUGCUGUCGGGACCGCUCACGCUGCGCCUGUCGCCAGCGCUCUGGUUCGCACGUGAGGGUGGCGUCUUCGUGGCGCUCUCCGCGUCGGUGCUGAGCCUCCUGGCCAUCGCGCUUGAGCGCCGACUCACCAUGGCGCGCCGGGGACCUGCACCGGCUGCCGGUCGGGGUCGCACGCUGGCGCUGGCAGCCGCCGCCUGGGGGGUAUCGCUGCUCCUCGGGCUACUGCCCGCGAUGGGCUGGAAUUGUCUGGGCCGUCUAGACACCUGCUCCACCGUCCUGCCGCUCUACGCCAAGGCCUACGUGCUUUUCUGCGUGCUGGCCUUCCUAGGCAUCCUGGCUGCCAUCUGUGCACUAUACGCGCGCAUCUACUGCCAGGUGCGCGCCAACGCGCAACGCCUUCGGGUCCGCCCUGCGGCUGGCGGGGGCUCCUCCACCCGCGCGCGUCGCACGCCUCGCUCACUGGCGCUGUUGCGCACGCUCAGCGUGGUGCUCCUGGCCUUCGUGGCGUGUUGGGGCCCCCUCUUCUUGCUGCUUUUGCUCGACGUGGCGUGCCCAGCGCGCGCCUGCCCCGUGCUCCUGCAGGCCGACCCCUUCCUGGGCCUGGCCAUGGCCAAUUCGCUUCUGAACCCCAUCAUCUACACGCUCACCAACCAUGACCUGCGCCACGCGCUCCUGCGCCUCUUCUGCUGCGGCCGUCGCCCCUGCGGCCGAGGCUCGGGCGCCUCCCUGCGGUCUGGGAGCGAGGCUGGGGCUUCGGACGGCCUGAACCGCUGGCUGCCACCCGGCCUGGACGGCAGCUCCAGCCGCUCCGAGCGCUCGUCGCCCCAGAGGGAUGGACUGGACACCAGCGGCUCCACGUGCGGCCCCGGCAUGCCCACAGCUGCCCGGAUCCUGGUACCCGCUGCGGUCGCGGACUGAUGUCCUUCCGAAGCCUGCCAUUGCCCUGCCUAAGAGCUUGCAGACUUUUCCUCUUUAGACCAAGGACUUUGUAGGAAAAGCAACGUAAGAUAGUGGAGGCCGGAAAAUAUGUUUUAUCGACUCUAAAACUCCAUGGCAGGGAAUAACAAAAAAAAAACUGUCUUUAUGGAACUGACCUUCUGGCAGGAAAACUGGCAGUAAUGAAGAGAUAAUGGAGAUAAAUCCAGUGACAAUACAGUGAUGUAAUGGUAGUUGGGGAUACUUUUGGACAGGUGAUGAUAGGUGAUGUGCGCUGAGAUGUCAUUGUCCUGGGAAUACGUGAAGGAGGAGCAUUUCAGGUUGAGGGAUCAGCAGGUGCAAAGGCCCUGAGGCUGGAGGGUGCCUGUGUGUUCUGUGAAAAGCAAGGAUCCUGGUGUGGCUGGAGUGGCAUUAGAGGGAGGAAACAAAGGCAGGGAAAUAAUGUGGCAGAUGGUGCAGGACCUUGUGGACCCAGGGGAGGACUUUGUUUUUGCCUUGAGUGAGGUGGGAGUCAUGGAGGGGUCCAGGCAGAGGAGGGAUUUGACCUGGUUCAGAUAUUCACAGAUCGUGGUGGGGGAAGGAAGGUGGAAGUUAGAACAAGGUAAAGGGGACUGUACUGGCCCAGGGGGGUGAUGACGGGAACUCAAACCAUGUGGAUUCUAGGUAAAUUUUGAAGACAGCAGACAGAAUUACCAAGGAACCAAGUGUGGAAGAGAGAGAGAAGGAAAGAGGAAUCAAAGACAACUCUCCAGUUCAGAGGAGAGGAUGCCAAAAACAGGGCACCCUAAAAUUGGACUCUGGGAGACUCAGCCAAUUCCUAUCUGAAACAAGAUUUCUUUAUGGGGUCAGAUCUUUCAUAAAAAAUAAAAAGAAUAAAGUAAUAAGAACAAUUACCACUUAUUGUGCCUGGCUAGUCACCCCUGCAGUUGUUAAGCCCAAGUCAUUUUUCUCAUGCUCACUGCAACCUUGCAAGGUAGGUUUCCUCAGCACCGUUUAACAGAUGAAGACACUCCAAGCAGUGAGUACCUUGUCCCAGUGUGACUAAACCAGGCCUUCAGGCGCCCAGGCGGAAGGAGGUACAGACCUGGUGCCUUCCAGAGGGGGCUAGCAAGGCCAGACACUUCCUCCCUCAGGGGUCUGUAUUCUUGGCCGGGGAUUCUACCAGGGCCUGUCUGUGCCCAUAAAAGGCUCCAAGAGCGCUGGCCACAGCCCCCGACUAUCCCAGGCGCAUUCCUGACCCCUGUGCGGAGGGGUCGGCGUGGGGGAGGGGCGGGGGCUUCAAAUUCAGACUGCAGCGCGCCACCUGCUGGGAGGCUGGGAACUGCAGGCACCCGCAAGGAGCAGUGUGUUUUGGGGGCCACUGACCCAGCAGCCUGGGGUCCGGAGUCUCCGCGGACCACGCUCAGGCCGUCUCUGCAAGCCAACGCAGGGAAACCAUCCUAUUUCCUCGGACACACACUCAAGCCUGGGGUCACGGUCCCAGGACACUCCAAGGACCAGACCCAAUGCCCCACUGCCAUCUGGCACCCUUAACCCCAGAGUCCUUUAAUCUUCCAAGGGAAGGUGAAGUUCACUCCAUUGUUCCGGUGUUUGAUGGUGUGAUGGUAGAUUUAUUCACUUGUUCACACUUUACAAAAUUCAAAAAAACACCAGUUCUCCUUUUGUAUGUGAUCACUGAGGAGAUUCUUGGGAAAUUUCCAGAGUUAUUCUACAAAUAAAUGAGCUGAAAGCUAAACACA
Manis javanica (Malayan pangolin) is the source of this 4178-nucleotide messenger RNA. It is a transcript of the gene S1PR5, whose product is annotated as sphingosine-1-phosphate receptor 5. The record is from RefSeq and is a predicted model, not a curated record. Lineage: Eukaryota; Metazoa; Chordata; Mammalia; Pholidota; Manidae. Gene Ontology annotation, cellular component: membrane. Gene Ontology annotation, molecular function: sphingosine-1-phosphate receptor activity. Gene Ontology annotation, biological process: G protein-coupled receptor signaling pathway.